Molecule: messenger RNA, 1710 nt
Organism: Nerophis lumbriciformis (worm pipefish)
Lineage: Eukaryota; Metazoa; Chordata; Actinopteri; Syngnathiformes; Syngnathidae
Source: RefSeq, a predicted model, not a curated record
AUGUUCCAUGAUGAAGAGCGCCUGGGCCGCAGCGAGCAAAACGGCCAGACGCCGCACUACGAUCAGGUGCCGGCCGGCACGCUGCCUCGGGGCGAGCCCUACGAGCCUCACCCCCUGAGCGCCCGCUCGGCGGCGUACUUGGGGCACAGCGCCGACCCGCUCCCGCCGCCUCCUCUGCCCGACCUGCCUCCCAUCGGACCUGACCACCCGGGUCACGGGGACCCAGAUCAGGAGUCGGAGCUAGACCCGGCGCUGGACAUCAAACCGGUGCACCGCUUCAUCCCCGACUCGUGGAAGAACUUCUUCCGGGCUAGCGACCGAAGCAGCAAAAAGGGAGCGUGGCCGGAGCCUCCGCCGGCAUCAUGUAACAACAACAACAGCACCAGCGAGGGCGUCCGUUGCUCGCCGCCGCACACGCCGUCCGUCCCCGGGUCGUACCGGGACCCUUACGGAGGCUCGGCCGGCAGCUACGACUCGGGCAAGGAGCUCCUGGACCUGGGCGAGUCGGCGUCUGCGUCGGGGCAAACCUACCGCACGGCCUUGACCUACGCCGAGCGCGUGGAGGAGUACCACCAACGCUACGCCUUCAUGAAGUCGUGGGCGGGGCUGCUGAGGAUCCUGGGCUGCGUGGAACUGCUGCUCGGCGCCGCCGUCUUCGCCUGCGUCUGCGCUUACGUCCACAAAGACAACGAAUGGUUUAACAUGUUCGGCUACUCGUCUCCGGGCGGCGCCUACGCCGGCGGCUUAUACGGCUCUGGCGCCAGCUCAUACACGGGCCCCAAGACGCCCUUUGUGCUUGUGGUGGCCGGCCUGGCGUGGCUGGUGACCGUCAUCGUCUUGGUGCUGGGUAUGACCAUGUACUACCGCACCAUCCUGCUGGACUCCACUUGGUGGCCGCUGACAGAGUUCAUCAUCAACUUGGUGCUCGCCGUGCUCUACAUGGCUGCAGGUAUAGUGUACGUGCGCGACACGACUCGCGGGGGCCUGUGCUCUUACCCCGUGUUCAACAACGGCAUGACCGGCGCGUUCUGCCGGACGGAGGCGGGGCAGACGGCCGCCAUCAUCUUCCUCUUCCUCACCAUGGUCAUCUACCUGAUCGGAGCCGGCGUCAGCCUCAAGCUGUGGCGGCACGAAGCGGCGCGGCGAUACCGCGAGAGCAAUGCGCAGGAGAUGCGGCAGUCGGCCUUUGGAGUGGGGCAGUCGUUGCUGGAUACCACAGACGCUCCGCUGAACGCCGAAACACCUCGACAGGAAUCUGUAGCCACGUUGGCUCGGGACGCGCCUGUCGCUGUGGCGCCCAAGAUCCUGCAGGGGGCCAUACCGUCCGGACACAUACCCAAGCCGGUCAUCGUGCCCGACUACAUCGCGAAGUACCCGACCAUCCGCUCGGACGAGGAGCGCGACCAGUACCGCGCCGUCUUUAAUGACCAAUACGCCGAGUACAAGGAGCUGCACGCCGACGUGCAGGCCGCCUGCAAGAAGUUUGAUGAGAUGGACAGCAUGAUGCGCAAUCUCCCGCGCCAGGCCAGCAGUCAGAUGGAAGCAGAUCGCAUCAACAGAAUCCUUCAGGAGUUUGAGAGGAAGAAAAACGACCCGACCUUCCUAGAGAAGAAGGAGCGUUGUGAGUACCUGAAGAACAAGCUCUCGCACAUCAAGCAGAAGAUUCAGGAGUACGACAAAGUCAUGGAGUGGAACGACGGAUACGACUAA